Messenger RNA from Theobroma umbraticum, 1235 nucleotides. Its product is annotated as cystic fibrosis transmembrane conductance regulator. NCBI's taxonomy places the organism in Eukaryota, Viridiplantae, Streptophyta, Magnoliopsida, Malvales, Malvaceae. The record is from RefSeq and is a predicted model, not a curated record.
CCCAUUACGCAAAGCAAACUAAAACAAAGCAAAGCCUAACCGAAAGCCCCCACUCUUAUCAGCUUCUCUCGGUCUCUCUCCUCAUCCUUAGCUGUAGAGAGAGAAACUGUAACAUCAUUUGAGUUUGCAAUAAAUAACUCUGGGUCUCAGCUGACUUGAAAUUUUUUUUUGUCUACAAACGAAGCUAAGAUCGGAGUACCCUUUGGUCUGAAUUAGAGUUUUCCAUAGGUGGGAAAAACAACAUGGUUGGUAUUUUUUCCAGAUUUUCUGUUGGCAGGGCCGGUCAUCGACGUUCCCAGAGUGCUCUUGAAGAAAGGGAAGUUAUGCCCCCAAAUCCGGAUAUUGCAGCUUCAGCUACGGCUGCUACUGCUACUACUCAUGGGAUUGAAGUAGCAGUUGAGUUUAAGCCAGUCGAACAUCCGAUUGAGCCUUUGGACAAUGACCAACCAAUUCAAUGCCCACUACCUGAACCUUCAAUUCUAAAUGAUGGAAGAAUCUGGAAGGAGCGUGUAUCAGCUGGCGUAAUAAGGAGAGGUGACUUGCCAGUUAUGAAGGAUGGAGACAGCCUUGAAUCUGAAGCAACUGGAACAAAACCCCAGCCAACUCAUUCUAAUCGGCUGAUUUUGCCUUCUCUGAGUGCCCCAGAACAUAAUUUAUUAAACCUUCUUGAAGAAUGUAAUGCAUCUGGGAUCUGAAGCCUGAUACCAAAUCUUGGUUAGAGUUCAACUCGGAAUAAUUUGCAUAUAUAAGUUCAAAGUGUAUUUAUUUUUUGGCACCUAUUUGGUUGAAUAUAUAGAUCAUGGAAAGGUUACCCUCACACCUGUACAUCUAAUAAAUGGCAUCAAAGCUUCAGUCCACUAACCCUGCUGACCUAUUACUCUUCUCCAUAUUUGUUCUUGGAUGAAAUCACCACCAUUUGUAUUUAUUUUACUAGUUUUAACACCUUUCCUGUUGGCUUUUUCGCAUAGGAACUGACUGCAAGUGUAGUAGCCAAUUAUUUGGAUUGGGUAGUCUUUUGUUUCCACUUUCCUAAUCCAGUUAUAGGCUUGAAGGAAAGGAGAUUGUCAUGAGUUUGCUAGGCACUAUGGCAUCUGUUAUUGCACUUUGCAAUGGAUGAGCAUGCUUGCCAACUGCCUUUUUGGGGUUCCUGAGAAAUUUGCUUAGAUAUAGAUAUGUUGUAAGAAUUUCAAAUGCCAACGGUUGCAAUUCAAUAAAUAGCUCGUCAAUUUGAGGAA